Molecule: messenger RNA, 687 nt
Organism: Penicillium coprophilum
Lineage: Eukaryota; Fungi; Ascomycota; Eurotiomycetes; Eurotiales; Aspergillaceae
Product: putative HAD superfamily hydrolase
Exons: 1
Coding region: 1-687 (228 amino acids)
Molecular function (GO): phosphatase activity
Source: RefSeq, a predicted model, not a curated record
AUGGGCGUCGCGGACUCGACGAAUGGCGACGUAUUCCACAACUGGGCUAAGCUGCCAAUCUCCCGCGAGCAGUUCGCACGCGAAUCAAGUGAGGCUAUGCGACUACGUUUUCCAGAUUGUAGGCUGCUGCCUGGCGCGGGAAACAUUUUAUUGCGUCUUAGCCAUGCACGGAGCGCUUUGUCUGGGGAUAUGAUUCGGUUGGCUUUAGCUUCCAGCACUAAAAGCCGUAGUUAUGAGUUGAAAACUUCGGGGUCAGAAUCGAAAAGUCUACUGAGCUUCUUCCACCCGGACAGAAGGGUCCUAGGUGAUGAUCCUCGAGUGCGACGGGGUCGAGGGAAGCCAGCGCCUGACAUUUAUUUGCUCGCAUUGCAGUCGUUAAACUUGGCAAUAGGCUCUGGGGGAACCACCAUCCGGCCUAGCGAAUGUUUAGUCUUUGAAGAUAGCAUCGCUGGGGUAGAGGCAGGAAGACGGGCUGGGAUGCGAGUUGUUUGGGUACCACAUCCAGAUGUAGCAGCAGAGUAUCAGUCGAUGCACAAGGAUAUCCUAGCAGGGAAGUCAGGAAGGUUUCAGGUCGGAGAUGAUUGGCAGCUAGGAGAGAUUGAUGACGGCUGGGCUGAAAGCAUACCUAGUCUGGAAGACUUUGAUUACGAGAAGUACGGCCUCGAAGUGGCAUCUAAAAUACCUUGA